Messenger RNA from Nomascus leucogenys (northern white-cheeked gibbon), 5760 nucleotides. The record is from RefSeq and is a predicted model, not a curated record. Lineage: Eukaryota; Metazoa; Chordata; Mammalia; Primates; Hylobatidae.
GUUGAGAUUCCAAAGGGCUGCCUACAAACCAAAUGGCAACCUAGCUUUGGCAGGCUGAUGCUUCAUUUCGGCUGCUCUCGCCCCCUCUAGCGUUUGCAAAGCUCAUCUGUCUGAUUAUACAGUUACCUCACUGAACAAGAUCUUGGCUAAGUCCUGCCCAUCUAUGACAUCACCCCCGUCUUCAGCCACUGCGAGGUGAAGCUUUAAACUUCAGACUUGGAGGUGGGCUGUGUGCAGUAAACUGGAAUGCUCUCCCUCACUCACUCCUCAGUGUAGGAGUGAUCUGAAGCAGGACAAGCUCAGCCUGCAGCUGCCGUGGGCUUUGUGUGGACUGGACGCAGAGCUUGGGAGACGGGGGAGGGCUAUUACUCCAAUUCACAGUCAAUGGAAUUACAGCUAUAGCGGCAGUGUAUAUAGGAUUGCUUUUUCUCGUCUUCCUGGAGAUGCUCAGUCCCAGUAUAUUUUAAAGAAGAGAAAUAUAAAGGAAAUUUAGUAUGCCUCCUUUUCUUUCAAUGAAGAAUUUAGUUUCCUUUACUUCCUAAAAGAGAAUACCUGUUCUUGUGUAAUGUGACUGCACCAGACAUUCCGAAAAAUCAGCAAGAAGCAAAAGCUGGAAAUAGCUAUUUCACAGCAGGUAAUCAUACCUCAGGAUGUAGCUACUGUACAAAGUUUAUACUUGGAUAAUCCUGGAUGGGAAUAAAGGUAGGGGGUAACUGCCUGAAAAACCUAUUACUAUACAGGCCUUAGCAUCAUGAAUGACUUUCUUCAUGAGGAUCUGAAGUUACUAUCUCUGACCACAUUGCACAGAAGAGCCAAUAAGAAUUUCAAAGAGGGCAAUUUCCACUAAGGGAAUUAAGCUACACAAAAGGAACCUUCACACAGAAACUCUAUCAGAAAGAAAAAAAAAAUACAUAGGAAGCCAUGUGUCCUACAUAGUAACAGGAAGCAGAAUUGUUUCUGCCCCCACUUUAAUGAGCUUGCCCACCAUGCUGAACUGCAGCUGGAAUGUUCAUUGACAACAGCAAGCCUGAUCUGGAGGUGUGUGCGACAUAGGAUUACUUGAAUAAACGGUGAAGAACAUUUCCAAGGACUUAACAAAAGUUUAUAAGUCCCAGUCCCUCACCAGGAAAAUAAUAUAUGUGCAUUGGAUAUUCACCCCCGCAAAAUUUACUCACAUCGUUCAAUAAGGUAGGAAAAACAAAGUAUUUUAUUUUCAUGCCUAAAAUUACAAAGGCUAAUUAAUACUUAAAAGGACAGAAGAGAUUAUAUUACACAAUACAUCAGUAUAAAUCUAUACUUUGCCAGCCAUAGAAAAAGUUGAUUUAUGUUCUAAGGUUAGAAUUUAAAGAAAUAUAAAUGCACUGUGAAAACACGUUAUGAGAUAGAAAAUAAUGAAAAAUGUGGACAAAGUCAUUAAAACCUGCAGUAUAACAAAAUGCAAACAGAAGAAAGACAGAGUUUAAUAUGAAGUGAAAUUUUCCACUUAGGUUAGCUGGAUGUAUUAGCUUUGUAAUUCUUUCCCAAAAAUAAAUGAAGGAAUCAUUCUUAUUUUCUUAUAGAAAUCCAUCCGUUUAAAAUAAUGCUUAAAAUGAAUAACCAAAGAAAACGAAAUGACAUUAAUAAUCAAAACAAACUAUGGGUUUAAUUGAGAUUGAGGAUCUCAAGAUGUGUGUAACUAUUCCUAAGUAUGAAGAGAAUAGGUAUUUUUAUGACAUUUUUCUACACCUGUAUAGUUUUUGCCUAAUAAAAAGUAAAUAUAAAAAUGUGUGGUUUUUUGAUAACAGUAAAAUGAUUACCUUUAAAUAUAACAAAUAAUAUUCCAAGGUGUUACUUAUUAUGAAUAUUAAGUAAGAAAUGGAUAUUCAAUCAGCUUGAUCAGUGACUGUCUAAAGGUUGAUAUAAAGUAUAAUUAAAAGGCUUUAGAUUAUUCAAUAAAACUUCAGUUAUAUUUAACAUUUCAAAAUCAAAUGGAUUUAGGACAGAUACUUUUUAAUUUAUAAAGAAAUUAAGAAACCAUUAAGGUAAAGAGAUUAUAUGACAGUGUCUAUUGUUAGCUAGCAAUAAACCCUAUUAUGCCCCCUCCCAAAACAAAUUAAAAUAUUAAAAGUGAUUAUGGAUAUUUUAGUUUCCACAUUCGUUUUAAAUAUUAUAUUCAGUAUGCUGGCCUUAUUGUUUUCUGUCUUUUUUUACUCACUUCAUUUUAGGGUUCUGAAGUAACGGAAGCUACCUUGUAUAAAGACCUCAACACUGCUGACCAUGAUCAGCCCAGCUUGGAGCAUCUUCCUCAUUUGGACUAAAAUUGGGCUGUUCCUUCAAUUAGCACCUCUAUCAGUUAUGGCUAAAUCCUGUCCAUCUGUGUGUCGCUGCGAUGCGGGUUUCAUUUACUGUAAUGAUCGCUUUCUGACAUCCAUUCCAACAGGAAUACCAGAGGAUGCUACAACUCUCUACCUUCAAAACAACCAAAUAAAUAAUGCCGGGAUUCCUUCAGAUUUGAAAAACUUGCUGAAGGUAGAAAGAAUAUACCUAUACCACAACAGUUUAGAUGAAUUUCCUACCAACCUCCCCAAGUAUGUAAAGGAGUUACAUUUGCAAGAAAAUAACAUAAGGACUAUCACUUACGAUUCACUUUCAAAAAUUCCCUAUCUGGAAGAAUUACAUUUAGAUGACAACUCUGUCUCUGCAGUUAGCAUUGAAGAGGGAGCAUUCCGAGACAGCAAUUAUCUCCGACUGCUUUUCCUGUCCCGUAACCACCUUAGCACAAUUCCCUGGGGUUUGCCGAGGACUAUAGAAGAACUACGCUUGGAUGAUAAUCGCAUAUCCACUAUUUCAUCACCAUCUCUUCAAGGUCUCACUAGUCUAAAACGCCUGGUUCUAGACGGAAACCUGUUGAACAAUCACGGUUUAGGUGACAAAGUUUUCUUCAACUUAGUUAAUUUAACAGAGCUGUCCCUGGUGCGGAAUUCCCUGACUGCUGCACCAGUAAACCUUCCAGGCACAAACCUGAGGAAGCUUUAUCUUCAAGAUAACCACAUCAAUCGGGUGCCCCCAAAUGCUUUUUCUUAUCUAAGGCAGCUCUAUCGACUGGAUAUGUCCAAUAAUAACCUAAGUAAUUUACCUCAGGGUAUCUUUGAUGAUUUGGACAAUAUAACACAACUGAUUCUUCGCAACAAUCCCUGGUACUGUGGGUGCAAGAUGAAAUGGGUACGUGACUGGUUACAAUCACUACCUGUGAAGGUCAACGUGCGUGGGCUCAUGUGCCAAGCCCCAGAAAAGGUUCGUGGGAUGGCUAUUAAGGAUCUCAAUGCAGAACUGUUUGAUUGUAAGGACAGUGGGAUUGUAAGCACCAUUCAGAUAACCACUGCAAUACCCAACACAGUGUUUCCUGCCCAAGGACAGUGGCCAGCUCCAGUGACCAAACAGCCAGAUAUUAAGAACCCCAAGCUCACUAAGGAUCACCAAACCACAGGGAGUCCCUCAAGAAAAACAAUUACAAUUACUGUGAAGUCUGUCACCUCUGAUACAAUUCAUAUCUCUUGGAAGCUUGCUCUACCUAUGACUGCUUUGAGACUCAGCUGGCUUAAACUGGGCCAUAGCCCGGCAUUUGGAUCUAUAACAGAAACAAUUGUAACAGGGGAACGCAGUGAGUACUUGGUCACAGCCCUGGAGCCUGAUUCACCCUAUAAAGUAUGCAUGGUUCCCAUGGAAACCAGCAACCUCUACCUAUUUGAUGAAACUCCUGUUUGUAUUGAGACUGAAACUGCACCCCUUCGAAUGUACAACCCUACAACCACCCUCAAUCGAGAGCAAGAGAAAGAACCUUACAAAAACCCCAAUUUACCUUUGGCUGCCAUCAUUGGUGGGGCUGUGGCCCUGGUUACCAUUGCCCUUCUCGCUUUAGUGUGUUGGUAUGUUCAUAGGAAUGGAUCGCUCUUCUCAAGGAACUGUGCAUAUAGCAAAGGGAGGAGGAGAAAGGAUGACUAUGCAGAAGCUGGCACUAAGAAGGACAACUCUAUCCUGGAAAUCAGGGAAACUUCUUUUCAGAUGUUACCAAUAAGCAAUGAACCCAUCUCGAAGGAGGAGUUUGUAAUACACACCAUAUUUCCUCCUAAUGGAAUGAAUCUGUACAAAAACAAUCACAGUGAAAGCAGUAGUAACCGAAGCUACAGAGACAGUGGUAUUCCAGACUCAGAUCACUCACACUCAUGAUGCUGAAGGACUUGCAGCAGACUUGUGUUUUGGGUUUUUUUAAACCUAAGGGAGGUGAUGGUAGGAACCCUGUUCUACUGCAAAACACUGGAAAAAGAGACUGAAAAAAAGCAAUGUACUGUACAUUUGCCAUAUAAUUUAUAUUUAAGAACUUUUUAUUAAAAGUUUCAAAUUUCAGGUUACUGCUGCGAUUGAUGUAGUGGAGAUGCCUGAACACAAUUCUAUAUUUUAGUAUUUUUUAGUAAUUUGUACUGUAUUCUCCUUGCAAAUAUUGGAGUUCUAAACCAUUUACUUUGUGUUCUACUGAGUAAGAUGACUUGUUGACUGUGAAAGUGAAUUUUCUUGCUGUGUUGAACAAUCAGGACUGCAUUCACAUGAGAUCCUUGUAGUAUAAGCACAGGCCAUUUUUCACUUUGGUAUUAAUAAAAUGUAAAAACAAAACUGGCUGAAUGGCUGAAUGAGAUAAAAUUUAAUUUUAAAAAAUGGUUAUGAAAUAAUGUUCCAAUUAUUAAAUUUGUAUUAUCCCAGUCAUAUUCAAUAAAUCAAAAUGUGUGAAGUAAUGGGCAAUAUCAAACUUCCUGCAUAUCUCCAUUUUUGCUCUAGGCAAAUUAAUUAUCCUUAAAAAAGUUAAGCAUAUCUUCUGAACUGAAUACAUCAGCUGGCAUAAAAGGAGCGUGAAGUCUGUUAAAGCCAUUGUCAGCAAAGCUUUGAAAAUAAAGGACUUCACAAAAAUAGUAAUGUAAAUGUGCUUCCAAGUUGGGGAGGAAAUGUGUACUUAGGAAAACAUGAAAACUUAGACUUGUCUGUAAUGAACACAAAUACCAAAACUGUAUUUUGGUUUUGCCUAUACCAUCCUGAUUUUUGAAAAGUGAAUUAUAAAUACAAAAUUGUUAGUGUUUAUGAUGUUUUUAUUAUAAAGGAUGUCAGAGAAACUUUAUGCAUCUUAAAAAUGUAAUUAUAAGCGAUUCCCCUCAACAAUCCAGAGAAAGUAGUUCUUUAAAUAAGAGAUAAUUUAAAGAAAAAUAAAUACUAGACAUCAAAUUUAGAUCUGGUUUAUGUCAAAGGUUUAACACUGUACAUAAAUGUUCGAUUUACUUUUACAAAGAUCAAGAUUACUGCCCAUUACUGUCACAAUUUUCCAGAUAUUACAUAAUGAACUUGUAAUGUAACAUUUCCUUCUAGCUUCCUACUGAAUUGUGAGCUAUUACUUGUUGAAAAACCAUAUCACUUUUCUUUUGCCAUGAUUUUUUUUUUUUUUCAACAAAAAACCAAAGUGCAUUGUACGCCCUUUGGCCAGUCUUGUAUGUGCCUUGAUCCAACGCUACAUGUAUUCAGCUUUUAAAACUCGACAAAUUUUUCAUACUCCUUAAAUAUGAAAAAUUAUGGUCUUAUUGCUGAAUAAAACUUUUAAAAAGUACAGAAUAAUUGUGCUUGCUUUUUCAGGAUUGUGUUACUAUCACUAAGUAGCAAAUUGCCCAGCACAUUAGUCCUAAACGUCCCAUGUAUUUUUCUAGGCAUAAAAAUAAAAGUUGGCUAAAAAUUUUAAAAAAUCAA